Messenger RNA from Boeremia exigua, 2940 nucleotides. Its product is annotated as glycosyl hydrolase family 92-domain-containing protein. Gene Ontology annotation, cellular component: cytosol; nucleus. Gene Ontology annotation, molecular function: peptide-N4-(N-acetyl-beta-glucosaminyl)asparagine amidase activity; carbohydrate binding. The record is from RefSeq and is a predicted model, not a curated record. Bases 139 to 2598 code for a protein of 819 amino acids. NCBI's taxonomy places the organism in Eukaryota, Fungi, Ascomycota, Dothideomycetes, Pleosporales, Didymellaceae. Gene Ontology annotation, biological process: protein deglycosylation; carbohydrate metabolic process; glycoprotein catabolic process. The transcript is spliced from 3 exons.
AUUGUAGAUGUGCUGCAGAUGCGGGGUCGGGCGUUCAGCUCCGUGUCCAUCGUUUCAUGUAUGAUAAGGGUCUGGUGUAACUAGCAUUGUCGUACGCAAAAACAGCCAGAUUUCGAAGUUCCAGACUGUGACCACACCAUGCGUUUGCUAACCUGCGCUUCGAUACUGACGAGCCUGAUUCGUGCCGCUGCUCAAGACAUAGAUUACACCGAAUUUGUGAACCCAUUUAUUGGAUCUGAGGGUGCCAUCACAGGUUAUGCAUAUGGCGGGGGUAAUGCCUUCGUCGGUGGAGCAGUACCCUUUGGCAUGAUCAAGAUCGGCUUGGACACUUACGAGGAGCCUGUAAACCAGAGUGCCUUGAAUGGUGGAUGGACUCCACAAGGAUAUGUCACUGCCAUCAGUUUGAUGCAUGAGUCCGGAACCGGAGGCGGACCCAAGUAUGGCUUUCCCGCGCAAAUGCCCUUGACAUCGAUUGAUGGCGACGUCAACCUGCUAGAUAACAGAACGUAUUGGCAGAAGAGGGAAGGUGAAGAUGUGGCGACUGUGGGCUUUUUCCAAACAAAGCUCGAAUCCGACAUAACAGUUACACUGUCGGCGUCGCGUCAUGCUGGGAUACACCAAUACACGUACCCAACAACAUCGGAGAGUCAUGUGUUGGUCGACUUCUCGCACUACCUGCCGCACCCCACCAGAUCCUGGGACACCCAAUUCUACACAGGCGGUGAGAUCGAGAUACAGUCCAAUUCAAGUAUCUAUACUGGAUAUACCUCAAUCGCAGGAGGUUGGUGCAUCGGCGCUCCAGUCACUGUGUACGUUUGUGGGGAGUUUGAGACACCUCCCAACGAAGCUCGGGCUUUCAAGGGCAAGAAUACCUUCCCAGUCAGCCGCCACUUCCGAGGCUUCAACAACGCCACGACACCAUCGCCGACGUUCACCGGAAACAGUGCCCGCUCUGGACCUCUGAACGAUCGCGUGGGUGCCAUAUUUACAUGGAACAACGUCACAGAGGUAAAGUCAAGAGUCGGCAUCUCGUUCAUGUCUGUCGACAAAGCAUGCCAUUACAAAAAUGCCGAGAUACCCAGCUGGACCAUUGAAAACACUGUGCAGGCAGCACGGGAUGAAUGGAACCGAGACGUCUUCUCGAAGGUCCGCGUCGACACUACAAAAUCAGCGAACCAGACAAGGCUGGCGCUCUUAUAUUCAAGCUUGUACUUUAUGCAUCUUAUACCAAGUGAGCGCAUUGGCGAGAAUCCUUUGUGGGAAAGCGACGAGCCGUAUUGGGACGAUUUCUAUACGAUGUGGGAUCUUUUCCGCAAUCAAGUCUCGCUGUGGCACCUCAUACAGCCGUCUUACUAUGAGUCUAUGCUUAGGUCACUCAUUGAUAUGUUCAGAAACGAAGGUUGGAUCCCGGACGGUCGCUCGGGUAACUACAACGGUCUAGUGCAAGGUGGUUCGAACGCAGACAACGUACUCGCCGAUGCGUAUGUCAAAGGAUUGAGAAGCAACAUUAACUGGACCGAAGGUUAUGCCGCUGUCAAAAAGAACGCAGAAGUCCUGCCUUACUUCGAUGAGAACCCAGUCGACCCUCAAGGCUCGCUUAAAGAAGGCCGGUCAGCCCUUGAUGACUGGAUUCUGCUGGGUUACGUGUCGACGGACCGCAACUCCCGCGCUGUCUCGAAGACAGUCGAAUAUGCCCUCAAUGACUUUGCCGUGAGCCAAAUUGCCGCUGGCGAGGCUCCUGAAGACCGUGACCUAUACUUGCGGAGAUCAGCUGGUUGGCAACUUAGCUGGGACGCCGAAGCAUCCUCCCGUAACUUUACUGGCUUCGUAAUGCCGCGUUUCGCAAACGGCAGCUUCGAUAAGAACUACAACAUCACGAACUGUGGAGAUUGCAACUGGUCCGACGAGAGCUACGAAGGCACUGCAUUUGAAUACUCUUUCGUCGUCCCGCACGACAUCGAGCGAGUCAUCGAUCUUAUGGGCGGUCCAACGCUCUUUGAAUCACGACUUGAUUAUGUGUUCCAACCUAACACCUCGGGUGUCGAUCUAGGCGUGAAUGGUCUCGGUAUCACCACGAUCAACAAUGUUGCAAACGAGCCUGAUUUCCAAACGCCAUAUCUUUACAACUACCUCAAUAAGCAAUGGAAGAGCGUUGAGCGUUCGCGACAGUUGGCGAACGAUUUCUACUUCAACACGAGUAAUGGUAUACCUGGGAAUUCCGAUGCCGGAGCGUUGAACUGUUGGCUGGUGUGGCAGAUGCUGGGCCUGUACCCAAUCGUCACGACACCCGUCUAUCUUCUUGAAAGUCCAUGGUUCUCGGACAUCAAUAUCACGAUCAAUCACGACAAAACGCUGAGGAUCAGGGCAGAGGGUCUAAAUGAUGGAGAUGGCAAACAGGGCUUUUACGUCCAGGGUGUCACGAUCAACGGAGAAGAGUGGAACAAAAACUGGUUCGAGCACGAAGACGCGGGAGGCAUUAUGACUGAAGGUGGUGAGAUUGUUUUUACGCUUGGUAGCGAACAAACGAUCUGGGAGUCGGGCGACGUACCUCCUAGUCCAGGUCACGCCGACUUGAACUUUGAAAGCGGAGUACAGUGAAGCGAACAUCACUUUUCAUCUAGGAACGCUAGUCUUCCCUCCCUCAUCGCCUUUGCGGUCAAAAGUACAGCGCAUCUUAUCUCAUCAGACUUUUGCAGUGAUCUAGUAUCUGAAGGCUUUUACUAGACAAAAGCAAACUUCUUGUUGUCGUUUCGUCAGAGGCAUCGUCAGUGGCGCAGCGGGUUUGUCAGCAGAGGUGAUGGUACAGCUCUAGGUCAAGUAUGUUCAGGAAAGGGAUUUGCCGUGUUCUGUUACAGUCCUCGACAUAGUUUCACGAGAAAAAAGUUUGAGACGGAAGAGAUGAUGUUGACGUAAAGAAAAAGGUAUGGUAGUGUAAGGGAA